AUGGUUCCUUCACUGCGGGCCCUGACAAUGCGCACUGGCGCUCUUCGGACUGUCAGUCGCUCACCCAUCCUGACUCGUACACCUCUGUCUCUUCCGAAGCGAUUUUUGGCGUCGGACGCAAAGCCGCAGGAAAUGACGGUCCGUGACGCUCUCAACUCGGCCAUGGAGGAGGAAAUGCACAGGGAUUCGAGUGUAUUUCUUUUGGGAGAAGAAGUGGCUCGUUACAAUGGUGCCUACAAGGUGACAAAGGGUCUUCUGGAUAAGUUUGGUGAGGACCGCGUUGUGGAUACGCCCAUCACGGAGGCUGGCUUCGCAGGUCUUGCUGUGGGUGCUGCAUUUGCGGGUCUUCGUCCAAUUUGCGAAUUCAUGACGUUCAACUUUGCUAUGCAGGCCAUUGACCAGAUCAUUAACUCUGCAGGCAAAACACACUACAUGUCAGCCGGUGGCGUUCAUUGCCCGGUCGUCUUUCGUGGACCUAACGGUGCGGCUGCGGCUUGGUAUGGUCAGAUCCCUGGUCUCAAGGUUGUAAGCCCGUAUAGCGCUGAGGAUGCUCGUGGCCUCCUCAAGGCUGCCAUUCGUGACCCUAACCCUGUCGUGGUGCUCGAGAAUGAGAUCUUGUAUGGUCAUUCUUUCCCUGUUUCAGAGGAGGUACUGUCAGAAGAUUUCUUACUGCCCAUUGGUAAGGCCAAAAUUGAGCGUUCUGGCAAAGAUAUCACGAUUGUUUCGCACUCGAUUGGUGUUGAUCACGCCCUCAAUGCUGCGAAGUUGCUCAAGGAGGAGGGUGUUGAGGCUGAAGUGAUUAACCUUCGUACGAUUCGUCCCCUUGACAUCGAGCCUGUCAUCGCUAGUGUGAAGAAGACGAACCGGCUUGUUACUGUUGAGGGCGGUUUCCCUGCAUUUGGUCUCGGCAGCGAGAUCUGCGCCCAAAUCAUGGAAUCGGAAGCCUUUGAUUACCUCGAUGCUCCUGUCGAGCGUGUUACGGGUGCUGACAUUCCUACGCCGUAUGCUACAAACUUGGAAAGCCUGUCUUUCCCUACCCCUGAGCUGGUUCAGAAAGUGGCUAAGCGCGCCCUCUACCGCACAUAA
Molecule: messenger RNA, 1086 nt
Organism: Malassezia sympodialis ATCC 42132
Lineage: Eukaryota; Fungi; Basidiomycota; Malasseziomycetes; Malasseziales; Malasseziaceae
Gene: PDB1
Exons: 2
Coding region: 1-1086 (361 amino acids)
Biological process (GO): pyruvate decarboxylation to acetyl-CoA
Cellular component (GO): pyruvate dehydrogenase complex
Molecular function (GO): pyruvate dehydrogenase (acetyl-transferring) activity
Source: RefSeq, a predicted model, not a curated record